AUGCGCAUAUUCUGCCUCUGUUCUUCCUCCAAGUUGAUCAGAAUGGUGGACGAAGCGCGCUAAGCUGUUGUAGGCUAGUGGCUGGAAUAGUUAGGGUUCCUACAAAUUCACAAGAUUCGUCGUAGACACGUGGAAGAUAAAAGGCCAGCAACUCUUUGGCAUUACUACUGGAAUGCUGGACACUGAGUCCCCUGUCAUGGAGAGCAAUGGGGAUCCCUUUCUUCCUGACCUUCCUGUUUUAGGCCAAGGAGCUGAAUGGUCCUUGGACCAAGUUCCUGCAGAGCCACUCUCCAGCAUCUUGCCAGAGGACUCAGACACUUCUCAGGAUGCUCAAGUAACAGAGCAACAAAACCAAGAAAUGAACUCCUCUGGGCUGGGAUCUGUAGAGAAAGCUGUGGAGCAGUUUCAACUUGCCAGCACUGAGCUUUUUCAAGAGGAGCAGCCGCCACCACCUCCACCACCUCCACCACCACCAAUGGAAGAGGCCGAACAAGCACCAGAAUAUGCAGGGUCUCAACCAGAGACUGCUGCACAGGAUGGCAGUCAAGAUGGAGCUGAAGUGUCACAGGGGACAGAAGAAGGCAUGGAGCUUGAAGAGCCAUCCAAAGAAACCACAGAAGAAUCAGCUCUUCCUACAGAUCCACAAAUGCCGUCAGAGUUUGAGAAGCUCUAUAAAGUUUGUGAAGAUGGUCCAGAAGACUUCAAUGCCUGGGUCACCCUGCUGCAAUAUGUGGAGCAAGAAAACCUCCUUGAACCUGCAAGAAAGGCUUUUGAUGUCUUCUUCCUACGUUAUCCUUACUGCUAUGGCUACUGGAAGAAGUAUGCAGAUCUUGAGAAAAAGCAUGGCAACAUACAAGUGGCUGAAGAGGUUUACAGAAGAGGCUUGCAGGCUAUCCCUCUCAGUGUGGACCUCUGGAUUCAUUACCUCACGUUUAUUAAAGAAAACUCUGAUCUCAGUGAUCCAGAAACUGAGGGCCGCAUUCGAGCCUCCUAUGAACAUGCAGUGCUUGCAGCAGGGACAGACUUUCGCUCAGACCGCCUGUGGGAGUCCUUCAUAAACUGGGAAACAGAACAGCAGAAGCUGGCUAAUGUUACUGCCAUCUACGAUCGCAUCUUGAGCAUCCCAACCCAGCUGUAUUCCCAGCACCUUCAGAGGUUCAAGGAUCAUGUUCAAAGCAACCAUCCCAAAUACUUUUUAUCAGAAGAGGAGUUUGUUCAGCUUAGGCUUGAGCUCUCUAAAGCUAGCCUCUCGGCAGUUGUUGGUGAAGAUGGGGAGGCGAAUGUUGCUCAGGAGGAGCUACCGCCUGGUACUGAAGAUCUUGCAGAUCCUGCUAAGAGAGUGACAGAGAUUGAGAACAUGCGCCACAAGGUGAUCGAGGCUCGACAGGAAGUGUUCAACCACAAUGAACAUGAAGUCAGCAAGCGCUGGGCCUUUGAGGAGGGGAUAAAGAGACCGUACUUCCACGUGAAAGCCUUAGAGAAGACACAGCUGAACAACUGGAAGGAAUACUUGGACUUCGAAAUCGAAAACGGGACCCCGGAGCGUGUGGUUGUUCUGUUUGAAAGAUGCCUCAUCGCUUGUGCCCUCUACGAGGAGUUCUGGAUCAAGUAUGCAAAAUAUCUAGAGGGCUUCAGCACUGAUGGCGUCAGACAUGUCUUCAAGAAGGCGUGCACCACCCAUCUGCCCAAGAAACCAACCAUUCACCUGCUGUGGGCAGCCUUCGAGGAGCAGCAAGGCAACAUAGAGGAGGCUCGUGGAAUCCUGAAGUCCCUGGAGGAAAUGAUCCCAGGUCUGGCCAUGGUGCGUCUUCGGAGGGUCAGUCUGGAACGUCGCCGUGGUAACUUGGAGGAUGCGGAGAUGCUGUUGAGGGAGGCGAUGGAGUUGGCGAAGAAUGCUACAGAGACAUCUUUCUACGCUGUGAAGUUGGCCAGACAGCUGAUGAAGGUGCAGCGGAGUCUGAGCAAGGCCAAGAAGGUGUUGCUUGAUGCCAUCGAGAAAGACCAGACGAGUUCACGACUUUAUCUAAACCUGCUUGAGCUGGAAUACAGUGGAGACGUGACGCAGAAUGAGGUGGAGAUCUUGGCUUGUUUUGACCGUGCUCUGAAGAGCCCAAUGCCUCUGGAAUCCCGCAUGCUGUUUUCCCAGCGCAAGGUUGAGUUCCUAGAAGACUUCGGAAGUGACAUCAAUGUGCUUGUGGCAGCAUAUGAAGAACAGCAGAACUUACAGAAAGAAUCCGACAAUUUAAAGAGGAAGGCUGAGAACGGAUAUGACAGCUCUCAGGAACCAGAUGCUAAAAGACAGCGUGCUGAUGAUGGUUCUGCAGUUGCAGCAAAUGCCAUGACGGACAUGCAGGCAAACAACUCUGCAUAUAACUACAACUGGUACCAGCAACAAUAUGGCAAUUGGGGACAAAAUUCCUGGGGACAAUACAACCAGUAUGCCCAGUACAACCAGUACUACCCACCUCCUCCUACAUAAUAAGAGGUUCUUAAAUAAAAAUGGCGAUGGACCUCUUCUGACCUUCUUAAAUUUCAGAACAAAUAAAUUGGUGUCAUGGAGAUUUCUAUUUAACCACAUAGAAUGUGUUUUUUUUCCAUUCUCUUUCCUUUUAAAUCGGGAAAAUACAUGAUACACCCCUUGGUUAGAGUAGGUUUGGCCCUCCAUGGCAGCAAUAGAUUUUUAAUUUUAUUUUUUUUUUCUCUUCUUUUUUCUUGUCCUUAAGGAACAUUGAUACCGGCAUCAUCUCUAGCGCUGUUUUCAUUUUUGGCUUAAUGAGUUAAUGUUAUGUGUGAAGGCAGAUUUAUUUUCCUGUAUAAUGAAAGUUUUUUUUUUUUUUUUUUAAAUUGGACGACUUGAUUUGCUGUCUUUAUGUUUAGGAUUUAAACUUGUAAAUGAGGCAUUUACUGAUGCAUAAGUUGUCUCUCCUUCCAAAAAGUUAAGAUUUUUAAUGUUUCAUGCUUAUUUCCAUGAAGAGUUCCUUGUUUUUUUUUAUUUGAAUUGAUUUCAUAAUAAAGACAUUAAUAUCCCUAA
Molecule: messenger RNA, 3031 nt
Organism: Melanotaenia boesemani (Boeseman's rainbowfish)
Lineage: Eukaryota; Metazoa; Chordata; Actinopteri; Atheriniformes; Melanotaeniidae
Gene: prpf39
Product: PRP39 pre-mRNA processing factor 39 homolog (yeast)
Exons: 15
Coding region: 173-2479 (768 amino acids)
Biological process (GO): RNA processing; mRNA 5'-splice site recognition
Cellular component (GO): U1 snRNP; commitment complex; U2-type prespliceosome
Molecular function (GO): protein binding
Source: RefSeq, a predicted model, not a curated record